This is a messenger RNA of Rhinocladiella mackenziei CBS 650.93, 1128 nucleotides long. RefSeq lists its product as uncharacterized. The transcript is spliced from 2 exons. The record is from RefSeq and is a predicted model, not a curated record. Lineage: Eukaryota; Fungi; Ascomycota; Eurotiomycetes; Chaetothyriales; Herpotrichiellaceae. Bases 1 to 1128 code for a protein of 375 amino acids. Gene Ontology annotation, cellular component: cytoplasm.
AUGGCGCCAACUCCAGUCACGAUCAUUACUGGCUUCCUCGGCAGCGGCAAGACGACGCUGAUACUGAAUCUCAUCCCGCAGUUACCAAAGACGUACAAACUGGCCCUUUUAAAAAACGAGUUCGGUGAUCUUGCAGUGGACUCCCAGCUUGCCGGCUCAGCCUCAAUCUCCGGUGUCCGCGAACUUUUAAACGGUUGCAUCUGCUGCAAUUUGGUAGGCCAGCUGAGCGAGGCCCUAUUCCAACUCCACGAUGAGGCUGCACCCAGCCGAAUCAUCAUCGAGACAUCCGGUUCGGCAUUCCCUGCCACUCUGGCGUUGGAAGUCAAUCGGGUGGCGCGGGAGAAUCCGGGAACAUUCACACUCGACGGGGUCAUCAGUGUCAUUGACGUGGAAAAUUGGAAAGGCUACGACGAUACCAGUUACACGGCAAAAAUGCAAGCCAAGUACACGGAUUUGAUUGUAUUCAACAAGUGGGAAUUGGUGGAUGAGAGCAUGUUCGAGGACGCAUUGGAUCGGGUGGGGGAUUUGGAUGUCCAAGUCGCCUGGGUAAAGAGUCAGAAGGGAUGGGUCGAUGUGGACGUCGUAAUGGGAAUCGACGGGGCCAUGGUCCGCGAGCAAGGUCUCCGAGGAGCCAUCGAGGCUCACGACGAGCAUCAUCACGACAGCCACGGACAUGCACACGACCAUCAUCAGGAAGAAGUCGAGGUUCUCAGCGUCGUCUGCUACCACGAAGACAUGUCGAAGCCGCCACCUGGCGUGGUCUUAGAAUCCUUUGAAGAUCUCCUCCUGUCCGCACCAAAAGACGAAGUCUACCGCAUCAAAGGCCUCGUAUUAUCUUCGAAACCACCACCCGACUCGACCGGCGACUCUAAACCCAGCAUUGCCGUCGACUCCGAGGGCAAGAGUCUCUACGUGUUAAACUGGGCCUUUGGCCGGUGGACGUACGCCCCUCUCCCCGGCGCGGCGUUCAAGGCGAUGGAGAAUGCCAGCGCUCGUCUGACGUUGAUCCUAGCAAGAGGAGAAUCGAGUAAAUGGAUACGAAGAUUGGAAAAGGGCUGGUUCAUCGCGCUGGAGGGAGCCGGCGGGAAAGAAGAGAAGGGCAUGCUGAAAGUGGAGAAGAUAGGCUGA